AUGUCCUUGAUAGACACCGGGCCCUCAAUACAUUCACCAGUGAAUCAUAGCAAUAUGGAGUCUGGAUCGGCCUUCGGAAGCGCUGCCAUCGAUAUAGAAAAGUUGGAGAAAGAGAUAGCAGAGCAAGAAACGGCACGGCGCGACCGGCAACUUUUCGGCGACAUUGGAACGAGCGGGGCCCAGUCCUCUCAGACUACUUCGGGAAGUGCGCGUCGAGGCUUACAGGAGGUUUCACUCGAUGCCGCCGACAAUUUGGAUACUCUGGAAGAGCCCGUUUGGACGACGAUCAAGCGUGAGCUCGGUGCAAUGGCCGCGAAGUUCGGCCAAGUUUUGCUGCCACGCGUCGAGAACCGUGAGAAGCUACUUCGCGACUGGGAUCUUUGGGGACCGCUUUUCAUUUGCGUGACCCUGUCGCUUCUGCUCUACUACCGAAGCCAAAGCCUGGCUGCGCCGGCUUUUACCCAAGUCUUCUCCCUCUCGUUCUUCGGCUCGGUGGUGCUGACCACAAACAUUAAGCUGUUGGGAGGAACGAUUUCAUUUUGCCAAUCGCUCUGCGUGAUCGGCUACUGUCUUCUUCCUCCGACCGCCUCAGCUGCCAUCUGUACGACCGUGCUCCACGACAGAUUGUUCGUGCUGAGGCUGGUCGUCACCGGGAUUGGCUUCUGCUGGGCCACUUACGCCGCACUCGGCUUCCUGGCGUCGACAGUGGCUGAGAAGCGUCGCCUUCUCGUCAUUUACCCGAUCUUCCUCUUUUACUUCGUCGUCAGCUGGCUCAUCAUUUCGCAUGCA
Molecule: messenger RNA, 789 nt
Organism: Mesorhabditis spiculigera
Lineage: Eukaryota; Metazoa; Nematoda; Chromadorea; Rhabditida; Rhabditidae
Source: the annotation of a GenBank genome assembly